AUGGCAUCCAUAGCUUCCUCCGGGCGCUCGGCUGCUGGGGCUAGCGAGACAGGCAGCACUGCUCCGGUGCUCGAAUUCCUCUGCCUCUUCACCCACGACUUGAAAAGGAAGCAAAAGAGAUGGCAGGAUGGCCACCUCAAGUAUCACACCUUCAACAAGCGCGUCAUGGUCUACGAUGACCGCGGAAACUAUGUUGGUGAUAUGCACUGGCGUCGAGAUUGGGAUUUUGACGAGGGCGAAGAGAUCGAGCUGGAAAGGGGCGGCGUCAUCGUCCAGGUUGCCGAAUGUGUGGCACGUCAGCAACAAGAUCUCUCGGAACUGAUAGACAAACGGGCGAAGGAGAAGGAGCAGCGCCAGGCACAGAUAGCAUCACGACCAGCCCGCCCUGUUCCCGCACAUACGCCCCUCCGAGUCACUCCCAGGAACAACGCCCAACAGGAUCACUUCCAAACUCGACACCGACGCCUGAACCAGCUUCUUGGCACCCCGAUAGGCCAUCACGGUCGUGCUCUCGUGCCCAACGAAUCGCCUUUUGAACAGCGACACAAUGUCGAGGAAUCCAACGAUGGAGCUGACAGUUCUAGGCCAUCAAAGAGGAGACGAUAUGAAGACACACCUCCGAGCAAGAUGGGAUAUGCUCAGAGUUUGUUCGGCGCGCCAUUGGUUUUGUCAGGGGCACCUGCGAGCUCGGCACCCUUGCGGCGUCCCGUAGCGUCCAAGGUUCAGAGUAGACGUGAACCCUCUCCACCACAAGAGGUUGAGUCUCGGCAGCUAGAGGAAAGUAUCGCGCCCAUUCCAACGACUCACACUAUGCUCUCCAAUCGGACGACAGUCCCAAGAGCCGAGGGCGUGUCACGACCGACACCACCGGUCAAAAAGAACAUUCCAUCGCCUGAAGAGAGUCUGUUCGUGAGUCAAGAGGACCACUGUGAUUCUGCUCAAGGAGGGUUGGAUCAUGAUGACCAGAAACACCAAGCAGCGGACCUUAAUACCAGGCCAUAUGGGCGUUCGAGUUCCUUCGGCGAAUCCACUACAACCGAAGCGGCAUAUAAUACCAAGCGCCCACCAGUUGCCAAAGGAAAGGGCAUAUUGCUCUCGAACAAUGGAAAGAGCUCGGCGUUGCUCAACAACAACAUGAGUAGUAACUCUACGCGAUCUCUUUUGACAUCUUCCAAGAAGGUCACACAGCCAAUCGUCCUUGACGACGAGGACGACGACGAUGAUAAUGGAAUUGAGGGGGGCUCGGAUGAACGCAGGAAGGUCUCUCCGCCUCCCAGAACAGUCACUGGGGGCAAAUCUAAACGUGCCGCUCCCGUUGCAGAGGAGGCGCAAGGGAACAAACGCAAAAAGACUACAUCCACAAAGAAGCCCCUCGUCGACAAGGGACCUGGACAAAAACCACACAACGGAUCAGGUUCAGUGAUACCUCAAGAUGAGCCGAUGGCGGAACUCAAGAUCAAAUCUCGGCAGAGGCGUGGUUUAUUGGUAUUGUCGGAGAAACCAAAGAGAGCAAAACGUCCACCAAAAAGCCCUAGUGAUGAAUUUACAACUGGGUCCGUGGAGGAGCGUACAAGUGCUAAGAUCGUGGACGAAUCCGACAACUUGACUUUUGAUCAACCAGAGACCUGUCCAACUGUUCCCGAUGACUCGGAUGAUGACCCUUUUGCUUCUCCAAUGCCUGUCAUCGACGGCAUUUUGUCACAAAAGGGCAAAUCCCAAGCUAGGGAUCGAACUGAAGGUUUUUCAAAGUCAGAAAGACAUCAGCCCGUCGCGAAUCAAGGUCUAGGCGGAGCUUCCGCUGCCGCCACGGAUUCACGGACAAGCCCAGCAAGGAAGAAGCGGCAACAGAAUGGCCAAGAUUUAGUGAGCGCCUCCGACUCCAGCUCAACAUCACACAGUCUGCAAGUUGCCCAGAAAAGAGAGAAAACCCAGAAGAAGCGAGUCAAGGCCAAAAAGAGCUCUGUACCUCCCGAACCCGAGAACAACGUACGGGUCGAAGUAGAGAGGGAAAGGGAAGAUGAGGAGAUAUUGAGAUACCCACGGAGGCGUAGAACCGCUCGAAGACCAGCGUUGCUGGAGAUCAGCGAUGAGACCACAAGUCACAAGUCUGACUCGGCUGAAGCCAGCACCGAUGAAGAGCUACCUCAAGUUCCCGUUGGUCCACGCUUAGCCAAACUCGCCAGGAAAGGCAUCAAGAGCAGAGAGGUUAUUGGGUUCGUUCCAUCUAGCUCUCCGAUCAUCAGCAUGUACGAACAAGCCGAGCCAGUCCCUAGCCAUCCGACAGGAGAGUCUCGCUCAGUGGCUGAGGAAAGCCCAACUACGUAUAACAACACGAAAGAUCACGUUACGCCAAAGAGCGCGAAUGUAACCAUGGCCGAAGACAACGCAGAGCGCGCUGAGAAGACCACAUCGACGUUGCCGCUCCCUGCUUCCGAAAAUGGGGUUGAUGACGCUUCCCCAAAACAACCCAAAGGGGUUUCCGAACAGAUCUCACCGGCAGCGACGAGUAGCGGCAGCAACAACGUCACUGAUGGAGACGACCCCGCGGCAUCAAUCACGGAUAAACAACCGCCUGGCAACGAAUUAAACGAUCACAGCACCAACGACGUCGCCAAAGGAAGUGGCAACGUCUCGGCCAAUAUUGCGGCAUCAGCCACAGUCCGUAAUCACAAACCACAGCCGGUCCAACAGAUCAAGGAACCCCCAUUACCUGUGCCAGAUCAGGCAGGCCGUAGUGACGGGUCAGGAACCAAGGAACCUCAAGCGAAGGGCGAUACGGCAAUGUCACCAUUACACAACUCUCUUGUGGAGGACAAAUGCCAAACUGGUAUUGCCGAUAGUGUUCCGGUUCCACUAGAUGCUCCUGCAAAACCAACACCACCCGUAGACAACUCAUCCAACCAAGUCGUCUCAGCGCGGAUCAUAAAUCCGGCUACAAGGGGUCGCAAAGCAGCACUGAAAUCUCAUGCAAAAGGCCAGGUACCGCAGUCUAUUCUACCGGCUGAGCCCCCUCCAGAGCGUAUAGUGCCACGAACCCGCGAGUUAUUGAGACGUGAAGCCGCUGGGUCCGGCCCUGAAGAACGGCCAAGGAGGAAGAUGACCUUUCCAGGCUUCACUUCUGCUCGACAAGGCGGUCCCUGGAGCAGAGAGGCACAUGACCUGUUGGAAACAGGGCGGCCGGCUUGA
Messenger RNA from Sordaria macrospora k-hell, 3186 nucleotides. RefSeq lists its product as uncharacterized. NCBI's taxonomy places the organism in Eukaryota, Fungi, Ascomycota, Sordariomycetes, Sordariales, Sordariaceae. Gene Ontology annotation, cellular component: site of double-strand break; nucleus. The record is from RefSeq and is a predicted model, not a curated record. Gene Ontology annotation, biological process: double-strand break repair.